This is a messenger RNA of Rodentolepis nana, 1041 nucleotides long. The record is from the annotation of a GenBank genome assembly. NCBI's taxonomy places the organism in Eukaryota, Metazoa, Platyhelminthes, Cestoda, Cyclophyllidea, Hymenolepididae.
AUGUUUUCAACAGAGGAAGUGCUUGAUGAAUUGCAAUGUUGUCGAGAUAUUUUAAAGAAACUAAUUGAUCCAAGGAACUAUAAUUAUAGCUAUGCAUUUCUAGAAAGUGUUGGUGGUGGUGAUGGUGAUGGUGAUGGUGGUGGUGGUGGUGAUAAUAUAGAAGGCGUUCCAAAUUUAGAUCUGAAAACCAUACAUGAUAAAUUGAAGAAUGGGAAAUAUCAGAGUAAGUAUGAAUUGGCUGCUGAUGCAGAAUUUUGGUUUGAAAGUCAUUGCUUGAGAGAUAAGAACAUUGAGAAACUUCGAGCAAUCUUCUGGAAGGAGUAUAAAAAGUGUUUUAGUGAUGAUGAGGAUUCAAGAGAAUCGGCUUCUUCCGACUUGAAGUUCUAUUUAUAUGAGAGAGUACUCGCCCUACCGUCUGAUCGAUUGGAAACGGUGACAAAAAUUUUGAAAGGAAAUGAGAACUUGGCGUGUUUCAAUGAAUUUGACGUUGAGAUGGAUAAAUUGCAAAUUUCAACGUUAUACAGACUGAAGGCGUAUAUUGAUUCUAUUCCAGAUGAAGAAUUUCACAACGAAAGAUAUUUUUUGCAAUGCAGAGAUUAUUCAAAGAAUGAAUCUCUAAUUAUGCCCAUUAAAGAGAGACGAGAACUUGAAAGGAAAAUUGUCAGUCUUAACGACGAGAAUAAGCGAAGCGUGUAUCGGUUAAUGAGAAGAUACGAGCCAAUUCCCGCGAAUAGUAUGAAGGAAAAGUUGCGUUACAAUCUGAAAAAUGUACGUUUCCCAAAUUUAUGGAAAAUUAAAGGUUUUGUGGAUUUGGUGUAUGACCAAGAAGAAGAGAAGAGUGUGUUGUCGACGGAGGAAGUGGAGAGUCUUUUCGACAAAAUAUUGCACAUGAAUGCUGUGAGGCGGAGGAGGGUUUGCGAUUACAUAAGUGAACUCGAACCGACAAUAGAGCGCGAUGUGAAUUCACUACUUUCUGACUUUCAUGCGUUUAGCAAUCACACAUUGAGAGCAAUUGAGCACUUUGUCAAUAGCAUGGGCUAA